GCCAUUCACAAGGACUACUAUUCAUAAGGACCGCUAUCCAUAACGCGAGACUAAAUGAAUAGCGAUCUUUUCUAAAUAGCGAGCAGACCCCUUUGAUUUCUAUGAUAUUCUUUCCCCACUAACAUAAAAAAGCUCACAACUAACCGGGCAACCAACUUACUUUUCAACUUUUCUCAGAUUUCAACCUUCUCUAACUUUAAAGUCAAAACAAUGUCUGGAAAGAAUUUGAAGAUUUACUUUGGCCGCAGCAUCAGGGGCGGCCAGAAGGGGGAGGACGCUAGGGUUUUCAGCAUGCUCGUCAAAGAACUCAUGAAGUAUGGGAAAGUCCUAACCGAAAAAUUCGGCGACGAUCAGGCAAUACAGAAAGAGGAUGCAGUUACGUCUGAUAAAGCAAUUUACCAAGCCGACCUCACACUAAUUGACCAAUCAGACGUAAUGGUAGCAGAAGUUAGCAAUCCUUCCCUCGGUGUUGGCUACGAGAUUGGAAGGGCCCACGAUGGGAACAAGAAGAUCUUAUGUCUUUACCGGCCCAAGGAUGCACCCAAAAAACUUUCUGCAAUGAUUCGUGGAGCAGAUGGUAUCAAUAAUCUCACCGUCAGGGACUAUGAGGAAUCAGCCAUACCAAGCAUACUGUCGGACUACUUCGGAUAGGCAUGUUGCGUCAUUUCGAUAAAUCCAACUAUAACCUGCGCUAAUUAAGUCUGAGGAGGUACUAGGUGCAAACGUCGGUGAUUUAAAGCAGUGUUAGCGCUCUUCAUUUUGCAUUCAAUUCUCGAAUGAUAUCAUUCUUAAAUGGCGCUCCGAUGGCUGUCGCUGACGCAGCCUUGCGCCAGCAAAAUGGCGCCUCGUGUGCAACAGACAUGAAGGUGAUUAUAAUCAUUGACUGUAAUGCCUGUCGCAUAUAAGGCGUAAGUUUGCUGACGCUGGACUACGUCAUCAGAGUAGAACAGACAUGCAGUAUGAGAGUAACAUCAUACCAUGGUCAUGGUCGCUGGCUUUCUUAGCGCAUUGACAUACUGACGUAAUCAAAAUGACGCUUUAUGUUCAACUUGUAUGUUCCGUCGUCAACGUCGUCAACAAAUUCUUCUCUUUAUAAUCAUAUAUAUUUCAACGCGUGGGUUUUGUUUUCAUUAUAUUAUGUACUUCUAGAUAUAUACGCCUGUCUCUAUUUACGUUGCCAUAAUUGCUCUUCCGCCUUUCUGUUUGUCUGUUAUGAAUUAAUAGUGGAAUUACCUUUACAUUUAAUAGAUAACGCACAGUAUAGUAAACCGUUGCAUAUGUGUGAAUGCAAUUAUGCAGCUAUCAAUAUGAGUUAUGCUACCGAUCAUUCAAAUUAUUGUUGUUUCAUAAUAUUAGUAAAUGUUGAUAUUUUUUUCAAAUGAGUUAUGCAAUACAAAAAAACAGGGAGGAUAAGAUGGUUUUAUUUAUUCAUUUAUUUAUUGCUUUAUUGAGAGAGGGUUACAUGGUCAGGUACAAAACGGUUUUCCAACAACAUUUUAUUCAGUUUAGUUAUCCAAUAAUAAAGGGGACCAGACGUGGCAACUUUUGAUAUCAUAUUCAAAUUCGAUAUGACAUGAAGAAAGAGGGGGUCGAAAUGGUUUAAUUUGUUCUUUCACUUGUAUUUGCAAAACUUCGUUCCAGUGAGACUUUGGACUGUUUUGCUUCUCUACGAUCUUGCGCCUGUUGCAUUGACAACAGGCGAAUACCUUUCAGUGCAAAUGUUAUGUGCAUUGUUUACUGUUUUUGUACUCUGCAGUAUCUGUAGAGUACAAGUUGAGCCACUUUUUCUUCUUUUUUCCCCCUUUAAAUAAAUCUCCCCCGUCGCUCUGAGUACGAUCGUUGCUCCCCCCCC
This is a messenger RNA of Strongylocentrotus purpuratus (purple sea urchin), 1852 nucleotides long. Its product is annotated as putative 2'-deoxynucleoside 5'-phosphate N-hydrolase 1. The record is from RefSeq and is a predicted model, not a curated record. The coding region runs from base 211 to 651 and encodes 146 amino acids. NCBI's taxonomy places the organism in Eukaryota, Metazoa, Echinodermata, Echinoidea, Camarodonta, Strongylocentrotidae. Gene Ontology annotation, biological process: deoxyribonucleoside monophosphate catabolic process. Gene Ontology annotation, cellular component: nucleus. Gene Ontology annotation, molecular function: 5-hydroxymethyl-dUMP N-hydrolase activity. The transcript has 4 exons.